Molecule: messenger RNA, 1651 nt
Organism: Miniopterus natalensis
Lineage: Eukaryota; Metazoa; Chordata; Mammalia; Chiroptera; Miniopteridae
Source: RefSeq, a predicted model, not a curated record
ACCACAGAGAAUGUCUGGAAACCCAGGUGACAUGUUGUCUAGAGGUGUGACCUGCUGCUCUUCUCUACUCAGAAACACACAGGUGUGGACACCCACAUGACCCACAGUCUGGUGUCCCAUGGAGUAGAGACAGCUAGACAGACAGACACACACACACACACACACACACACUGGCCUCCUUGGAGAGCUGCCCCACUGGUGCUGUCUGGGGCUGUCAGACAUACACACAUGCACACGGGCAUGUAAGGAGAGCCCCACAGGAGUGCCCACACAUGGGAUACAGGGCAGACAGCCCCACCACCCUUCUCAGCUCCUCCAAGAACAUCGAAAAUGGCACCCAAGUCUUGCCAUGAGGCUGGAAAAGCUAAGGAAGAGGCUCUCCCAUCUCUGGUGGACAGAGAGGCGGUCAGUGGCCCCCCGAGGCCCCCAGAGGGCACACGUGCAGACCUGGUGGCUCCCACAUGCCCAAAGGACACCAAGCCCAGCUCCACGCAAGUGGCCUCUGUCACCCUGCAGUAAGGAGGGGAGGGAGAGGUGGUCAGUCACUCAAGCCAGGCCAGCCAGAGGGCAGAGCCUGAUCAAACAGCUGGGGUGCUGGCUUUGCAGACUGGCCCCCGAGUCCCUGGAUCCCCACACAUUGCGGCUGCUGUGGAGGCAGCGGGAACUGGAGAUCCAGGCUCUGCGGUAUGCCAUCCAGAAGCACCAGAAUGCCCGGCACUGCCACGUCCUGCAGGAGGUGGCUGGGCUUCCAUUCGAGAGGAGCUCUCGCAAUCAGGGAAAGCUCCUGCAGAUCCAGGUCCAGAAGCUAACUCAGGAGUUGAAACAGCAAAAGGAACAGGCCCACCAGGAGAAGGUGCACCUGGAGGAGCAGCUGGUGGAGACCACAACCUUGCUGAAGAAGGUAGAGGCCCAGCUAGAGGCCUUCCAAAGGUCCUGCCUCCUGCAGUUGGCCAGCUCCUCCUGGUUAGGCCGCACGCUGAAGUCAUCCACUGGCAGUGUGGAGGUGGUGACUGCAGAGAGCCUGAUGGAUCCCAGCGACCCCUCUGAGAGUGAUGAGCCCCCCCCUGCUCAGGAGGGUUUCCGGCUGGAGGAUGUGGACUGGAACACCGUCGCCCAUCGGUACCCCAACCUCUUCACCAACAUCAAGCCGAAGUCGGGGUACAGGCACUCCUGGCCCCGGCAUCCCCCACCAUCCCCACUGGUCUCAUCACCUGACAAAUGUGUCUCAGACCCGAGCAGUCGGCAGGUGAAACAUCACUUCAAGAGUGUGGAGUGGACAACCCUGCCCAUCGUGGGCACCAGCAGCUCCGGGGGCGUUGAUUCUGACUCCAGCUGGCCAGAUGAGCGGUUUGGCCUGCGGAAGGUGACAGGGCACCCACCCCAGGCGCCCGGCCACAUUUCCUUCCAGCAGAUGGAGUUGGGCGCCAGGAGCUUCAGCAGGGACUCGAAGGCAGAGCCUGAAGGACUCUCUCCGGAUCUCCGGGAAACCCACUCAGACCAGCCGGGCAAGUCCCUCCUGGUGCACGAGUCCAGUACAGAUUCGGACCGCGGGCAGCCGGCGCGCCCGUGGAGGUGCGGGAGUGACGCAGCUCAGCCGAAUGCUCCGGGUUCCACGAGGCUCCACAACCAAGCUGGGGCCCCUCGGCCUUAG